This is a messenger RNA of Chrysemys picta bellii (western painted turtle), 1848 nucleotides long. NCBI's taxonomy places the organism in Eukaryota, Metazoa, Chordata, Testudines, Emydidae. The record is from RefSeq and is a predicted model, not a curated record.
UUUCUCCGUGUCGGAGAAGUGCUCCGAUUUCUGCCAGGAUGACCUGGCGGACGACGACAUCAUGCUGCUGGACAACGGCCGGGAGGUUUACAUGUGGGUGGGAACCCAGACAAGCCAGGUGGAAAUCAAGCUGAGCUUGAAAGCUUGCCAGGUGUACAUCCAGCACAUGCGCUCGAAGGCGGCCGAGCACCCCCGGAAGCUGCGUCUGGUGCGGAAAGGCAACGAGCCCCAUCCCUUCACCCGCUGCUUCCACGCCUGGGGCGUCUUCCGCAAGCCGCCCGCCUAAGGAGCCGCGGGGGAGCACCUGCCCUGCCGGAGCGGCUGGAGCCGGCAGCCAGCCCGUAGGUCCUCUGCAGCGUGACGCUUCCCCAAGGGGAGGAACAGAACCUGCCUCUGCCCUCUAGGGCCAUCUGCCCCCCUCACCUCCCCCCGCUGCUUUGCUGCUGUUGCCGUCUCUCGCGCAGGGGCUGGUUCCUAGCCGGGUGCUUGGCCUGGAGCUGCCCUUCUCUCGGAGAGACACCCCGAGGGGCGUGGGGAGCAGCCCGCGGUGCUGAAGCUAUGUGACUAAAACUUCCCAGCCUGGCCUGUUACAUGCUGCACCUCACCUGCCCUAAGGGGACAAGGCCCAGCUCCUCUGCUCUGGUACCAGCUCCUGGCGCUGAAGAGGGGCUCAGGGCUGGAUCAGGCUGGGGCCCAUGCUGUAUUGGGCUGAUAAGGUUAUUUCUUCCCCUGCCACUGCGCUUCUGGUCUGACCCCAGCAGGUAGGGGUGAAAGCAGGGUGCAGGGCCUGUAGGGACAGGAGCCAAGCCAGGGCAGAGGAGGGACCUCGGCUCUAGGCAGGAGAGGCUGGGUGCUGUUAUCUGGCUCAGUGGUGCUGGAGAAGUGGCUGCAGCUUCCUGCUGAGGGAAUGCAGGUCAGCGGUGGGCCAGAGCCAGCUCAGACAGCGGGGAGGGGAGCACUAUGGCCAGGCAGUGGGUGUGAAACUGGGGGGGUGGUAUCAGCCACCAGGCUACACAAGCGCCAGGAACCUCCCGCUCUCCAGGGGGAGGCUGUGGCUGUGUUUAAAAUCCCUGAAGCAGCGGCCCGGUGCCAGCCUGCACCUCACGCUUUGUCAGUCCCCACCCAGCCGGGUGCUGCCUGUAGCAGCCUGGCUCUUUACCCUCAUGCGAGCAGGCUCUGGGCUCUGCCUGGCAAAGGCACAAUCCACAGUUUCCUAUCAGCUUCCAGGGGCAGUAGGUGCCUUUUAUCUCCCUUCCCUUGCCCCUGUGCUCUACGGCCUACGUGCCCAUGGCCAUGCUGCUGGGCCCAGCCCCUGUGAGACUGCGGAUCAGGGGGGAGCCCCUUCUCCUACCAGCCUGGGGAUGGUUAGAGACAGGCGGGGGCUUUGCUGCUGUCCGUUAUACAGCAAGAAGUCACACAGCCAGAGCGGGGAGUGUAACCAGCAAGGAUGUGCAGACACGAUCCACCCAGGCCAGCACCAGCUGGCCCCAGCACCUGCUGUGCCAGGCAGCCAUGCCCUUGAAGCCUGCUGGGGCGGUGAGCCAUGGUGUGGCCAGUGUAGGCCACUAGGGGGCACUAUAACACCACGCUGGGCACUAGGGUUUUCGCACAGACUUUCUCCUGCACGCUGCAGCUAGUGGAAACAGCUGGCUGGACCCCCCCGGCCCUGCGCUAGGACAGCGCUGCUUGCAGAGCCGCAGGAGAGGGGUUCAAUUCCCGCCCUCCCGUUGGCGCACAAGGUCGAGAAGCACUUUUUGCACUCCGAGCCCCCCUCCCCGUGACUAAGUGCCAGCUCCGUGCCUGGCUGGUGCGUUCUGUAUCAUAUCAAUAAAGAUUGCACUUCACCGA